AUGAGCACGCAAGAAAAAACGAUUAAAUCUGACAAUAAUCAUUCUUUUAUUUCAUCAAACGAUAAUUGGAAAGUCGAUUAUUCUAAAGCAUAUAAAAUAGCAUCACCUAAUUAUACAAUUGGUCGAUUAGCACCAAUUAGUGGUCUUGUUCUACAUGGAACAGCAGGAGGUGGUACAAUUGAAUGGUUUUUAAAUCCAGCAAGUAAAGUUUCAGCUCAUUAUGUUGUUGGACAAGAUGGUAAAAUUACACAAAUGGUAAGUGAGGCAAAUACAGCUUGGCAUGCUGGUGUUGUUUCACAUAAUUCUAUAUUAGCUAAUAAAGGCAAUCCAAAUAGUUAUUGUAUUGGAAUCGAAUUUUCACUCAAUGAUAUUCGUAAUCGUUAUCCAAAUAUUGACACUUAUUUUCAUGAUGAAAUAUCAAUUGGACGUAUUUGUCCUGGACCUAAUUUUCCUAAAACAUUAUUUCGAUCAUAA
This is a messenger RNA of Rotaria sordida, 474 nucleotides long. The record is from the annotation of a GenBank genome assembly. Lineage: Eukaryota; Metazoa; Rotifera; Eurotatoria; Philodinida; Philodinidae.